UCACGCAUGUAUAGAAUCUAUAGAUAGACUAGAGAGAGGGUCCCUUGAAUCACUCACUGACGCUGGGUGCCCUUAUUCAAUGCUCCACCAACCCUUCUUUACCAUUUCAUCUUUCAACCCUUCUUUUUCUUGUUUUCUCAUCUACUUCUUUCUAUUUCCUCCUGCAACUUCAUAUUUUCCUUUACCUUGUUAAUCAAUCAGAAAGAAAAAAAAGGAAAUGGAGUGUGUUUUUCAAGCAAACGCCAUGAAGAAAAGUUUUUACCAACCAGGGUUUGUUGCAGAGGAAUUCUUGGGUAGUAAUAAUGGAAAUACAAAUUGUGGGUUUGGUGAUGAUACUUCUUUUGUUGAUGAAUUUCUUAAUUUUUCUAAAGAAGAAGAACAAGAUGAUGAAGAAUUUGUUGAAGAAAAAGAUUGUGUCUCUGUUUCUUCCCAAGAAAAUAGUACUGAGGUUUCUUUUAAGGACGCCUUUGAUUCUCUUGGUAGUAGUGAACUAUGCGUUCCGACGGAUGAUUUAGCAGACUUAGAAUGGGUAUCUCAUUUUGUUGAUGAUUCAUUCAAUCAAGAAUUCUCUUUUUCAUGUCCAAAAGCGACUACAACAACAACAAACCAAGAACUCAAAACACAAACCCCAAAAGAGAGCAACUCCUCCUAUUCAUCAGUACCAAUAUCAGGAAUUUCAUCUUUAAAAACUUUUUCGGUACCACCAAAACGUUCAAGAACAAAACGUGCUAGAACAACAAAUGGAAGAAGAAUUUGGUCACUUGGUUCACCACCAUCCUUUUCAGAAUCCUCGUCAACAACAACAUCUUCAUCGUCAACUUCAUCAUCAUCUCCAACUUCAACUCUCAUGUUUACGAAACCUCAAACCUUAGAUUUUCUUUACUAUCAACCCGAGAAGAAGAAACAGAAACCCAAGUCAAAAUCAUAUGAAAAUCAAAACCCACAGCUUCAGCAACAGCAACAACAAUAUCAACGUCGCUGUAGUCAUUGUGGAGUACAGAAAACACCACAGUGGAGAACGGGCCCAAUGGGUGCAAAAACACUGUGUAAUGCUUGUGGUGUCCGUUUUAAGUCAGGUCGACUUUUACCCGAAUAUCGACCCGCUUGUAGUCCUACCUUUUCAAGUGAUGUUCAUUCGAAUAAUCAUCGUAAAGUUCUUGAGAUGCGUAAGAAGAAAGAAAUCAUCACUGGUUCAGAUUCUGGUAUGGUUCCCGCGGUUCAGAGUUUUUGAAUAGGGUUUAGUUAGAACUGGUUCGAAUUCGGAACACUUUCUGUAUUGGUGUACAUUAGACAGUUAUUAUAGUUAGUUUGUAGUAGAGAAGCAGUAGUUAAUUAGGGAGGUUUUUUAUGUAAUUUCUUACUAGUAAUGCAUCCAUUAGGUAAUAGUUUGUGGCAGUUUUUACUAGAGAGAAAAAAGAGUAGGUUUCUAGUUGGAAGCUCGUUUAUGAGAAAUUGGUUAAGAGGAGGGAAAGUUUUAGUUUUGAUUUGUAAUCUUUAUAUAAUCAAAUUUGUAAUGUAGAUUUCACGGCUUGUUUAAAAUUUAGAUUUCUCAGCUAUUUAAAAGAGCUGUUAUUAA
Papaver somniferum (opium poppy) is the source of this 1576-nucleotide messenger RNA. Its product is annotated as GATA transcription factor 6-like. Gene Ontology annotation, biological process: positive regulation of DNA-templated transcription. The record is from RefSeq and is a predicted model, not a curated record. Bases 218 to 1231 code for a protein of 337 amino acids. Gene Ontology annotation, molecular function: sequence-specific DNA binding; zinc ion binding. The transcript has 3 exons. Gene Ontology annotation, cellular component: nucleus. NCBI's taxonomy places the organism in Eukaryota, Viridiplantae, Streptophyta, Magnoliopsida, Ranunculales, Papaveraceae.